AAUAGUACAGUAAAAGAUAAAAACAAUACAACUCAAUGAUGAGUAAUGUAUAUGGUUAGGAACGAGUUAAUGAUUGGAAGGUGACUCACUUAGCAUCGAGACUUAACUGUAUGCCUGUUACUUUCUGGUGUACAUCCAGGUCUUCUUUUAUUGUUAUUGUUGACUUAUUCCCAUUAUUGUACUGAGCAGCCAGGACAGAAAUGUGUGAUGUAUCGUCCCAUAUUGCCCUCAGUUCCUUUUUUUGGUUCUGUGGCCAUCAUCAUAUUUCACCUCUAUGGCAUCACUGUCUUUUGUGGUGGCAUUUUUGAGUAUCUCUAGAAAUAUAAAGCCACAGAGAAAGCAUUCUUAUGUGUCGAUUGGCGAGGGUGGUUCAGACUGCGGAUUUUUGUACGACUUGCAGAAUUGUAUUUUUCAUCUUGAAGAUUUUGGCCUAACUGCGUGUCAUACAAUUUAUAUCAUCUGAUUAGAACGGUAACCGAUUCUUUUCCAUUGUCAUUAGUUGGAGGUCUUUCCGUGCCCAUUAUGGUGCUUUGAUUGUUUAUCCUACAAGUCUCAUAUAGUACAGUAAACAUAUAGUUUUCCAUGACAAAAGUAUUUGGUAUACCUCCUAUGAGCCUCUUUAUAAAAGACAUCCAUCAAUAUGGUGCUAAGGAAAGCAUAUUUGUCAGUGCGGUUCUGGAAGACCCAAACUGUGAAUGUUGCAUCUUUUGUGAUAAAAUAUUUUAUUGUCUCUCACAUACAAGACAGCAAAUAUCACACUGGGAGCUCAAUACAAUGCUAUUUAACACUACAAUGGUUUUAUCUGACAGAAUGACACCAUUCUAUUGAGUUGCUCAUAAUAAGGACACAUCUAAACAGCUAUUCAGCAGAUGGAUGUGGAAAAUUGUUAUCCGUGUGCAUUUAUAUCACUGGCCACUGCAUGGGCACUACAGGUACUGUACAUCCUAUGAAAGAGCUACUAAGAUACUAAUGUGAUUGUUGUCAAUACACAUUUGUCCAAUUUCACUUCACAAGUUCUAAAAAUAUUCAUGUGACUAAUUAUUUAUUUAUCUAAUUUUACAUUUUACUUGUAAUUUUACAUUUUUUUCUUUUUAGUGUGGCCCUAAUAGCGCAUACAUUUACAUUGUCUGUUGACACUGUGAUUAUAUUUGGCAUUUUCUUUAAUUUCACUGUGAAUAAUGCUUACAUCUAAAUGAAGGUAUGAAGAUGAAGGUACAGAAUAGGUACAGCAUACAAUUGCUUCAAAUAAGAUGAGUUGACAUUAUGGGAAUGAGACUACAGAUGGUUGGUCUUUGGAACAUUCCAAUUCGAGUUGGAACUGUGUGUGCAGCAAACAUCGCUGGAUCUUCUGCUUAUCAGCGUAUCAGCUGUUCCUCUGUGAUCUUUUUUUUAAAGCAUGUGACAGUUGCAGUGCCCGUGAAAUUGCUAAAUUUUUGUGGCAUUAAUCCACAGUGCACCACUAUAGUAUCUCACAAAAGUAUGGAUCCCACUCACAUUUAAGCAACUAUUUUAUUACAAUAUAUCUUCUAAAGAGAAAAUACUAUAUAAAUGAACAACAGUCCCAAGAUAAUUGUGUGUUGCCUACAGGUAAGCAUGGUGGUGGCAGUGUGUCAUGUCCUACGGCUGCAUGAGUGCUGCGGGUCAUUGAGGGAAACACAAAUUUAACACAUACUGUGACAUUCUGAAGCAGAUCUCCUCCUUUAGGAAACUGGGUCAAUAUUCCAACAUGAUAAAAUAUAUAUUUUUUUUAUUAAUAUUGACACUUUGGGCACAAUUUGGACAUGUUCUCAUGAAGUGUACUUAACUUGUGUUGCAAGCUAUUUAGACAAUAAUAGUUGUAUGUUGAGUCAUUUUCAGAGGACAGUAAAUCUAUACUGCUACACAAGCUGUUCACUGACUACUCCAAAGUAUAUCUAAGUUGUAUUUCUAUAGUAUCGUCCCCCGAAAAGAUAUACAGUAUGCGGAAAUCUGCGGGGUGUAGUCACUUUUGUGAGAUAAUGUACAUUAAAAAGAACCCAUCAUCAUACUAUGGUCUUAUUUCACAAACUUAUACUCCUAUAACUCAAUGGUUACUCAUAUAAUUUACCGGGGGAUGUCAGCAGUUACAGUAGGCUUGAAUUGGAUGUUACAAGCUGAAGAGCUAUUCAGUACUGGUAUAUGUCAGUGAUUGUACAAACGAUUGCUAAAAAAAUGAAUAUGAGAAAUCUAUAUUUCAUGUCGUUUAUUGUUUGAGGGCAGAUGAUGAAGGACAGGCUAAAUGUAGCUAGUGAACAAAGGCUCUGGCACCAUUAGUAUCUGGGACUCUUCCUGUCUCUCUGUCUCCCUCUAUCUCUCCCUCUUUCUUCCCCUCCCUUACCACCAUAUUCUCUUUCUUUCUUUCCUUCGCCCUUCUAAAUGGGAACAUAAUAAUUGAAGAUUCCACAUCUUGAAACGAAAACCCUUGGGUAGGUAAUUCAAGGCUUAUUACUGAAGGCCAGGCCAUUUUUCUGCUUUCUAAGCAUUAAAGGGUUAUUUUGUGUUCCUGCAGAUGGGAGAGGGAUAACCAUUAUAAGAACAAAGCAUCCAGAUAAUGGAGAAUGGGGCUAAAAAUAAGGCAAUCCUUGGUUCACUAUAGGGGUCCACUGGUCAGCAUCUCUGUUAGGCUGCGAAUACAUAGCGUCCCGCCAGCCUGCUUUACUUUAGACCCUUUGACAUAGGCAAACAAAUGGCUUCAACUGUGGUGGGCUGCACACACACACAUUCAACACCAUUUAAUUGACUUAUUAGUAGUUAGGACAAAUUACAGAAGUGUAGGAGAGGGAAGGAUUGAUGAGAAAAAGGGGAAACAGUGCUACCUUGGUUAUGUGAAGAACUCCAAACUGAUCACGAGCAAUUGUCUUUCUCUUUCUCUCUCACUCUCUGAGUUCUCAAAUAUCUGAAAUCUGCCUAAGAGCUGCUCCCUAAUUGAAGGAGAUUAAGAUAGGCCGACAACAGAGCUGCUUCCCUCAAAUUGAAAUGCUGUAAUCCAUUAGUUUUCAUCAGAUGGGACAGAGGCGCAGUGUGGGCUCGGGUGGCUCACGGCUGUGCCUCGCCCACCAGGGACAGACCUCUAAUGAAGUGUCAGCAUAGGCCAGGAGAAAGCAGGCAUGAUAAGUGACCCUGCCUGGUCGCCUGCCAGUCUUGAAUUGCAAUACUCUCAAAUUAGAUGUUUUUAAAAGUACUGAUAAUCAGUAUUUUGCAUUUGUGUGCAAGCUGAGGAUUUCCGUGUCGUGUUCAGCAGCUUGGUCUUUUGGCUUCUCUGGUGUCCACAGGGGCUGAGAGGUGAGGGCACUAAGUGGGCCACAGGCCAGGCCAGGGUGAGAUCCAUUUUCAACUUGUUCAUUCAACCUCAGUCGUUUCUAUUCCCGAUGCAGAAUGGGGCCUUUUGAUGCAGGAGAUAUUUAGUUCGUUUGGCAGUGACUAGAGUUGGAUCUUAUUUGAAAAGGAUCUUCGGAUUUCCCCUAUUUCCUCCACCCACCCCCUCCCACCUCUUGUAGGCGAGCGGUGGGGAGACAGAGCGCGACAGACAACCCCACAGCAGCCCACCCACACUAAAUUAAUUCUGACAAGGAACUUAAGAUAACGUCAAAGUGCUGACUAAUCGUGGGAUUGGGUUUCUGUAAGUCAGGCAACUGUGAAAUGUGCCAUCAUAUCUAAUAAAAGACCUCUGGUUGCUGCCUUUCUAUUGCAGUGAUGCUGAAGGAAGUGGGGGUUAACUGUCUAGUUAGGACGAUGUGGAAAACAAUUAGAUUCCUCCUAAGCAGCAUGAGUAGGAGGCUCUACAUUUGUGUGACGUGUUUGUCACGAGACCCAUAGAAUCCAGUUUUCUCUUCCACACAGGGGCUUUUGUUGCAUUCACCUGCCGCCUCUUUGCCAUUACGUGUUGUAGUCAUCCGUACCGGAACAGUAGAAUAGUUUUAUUUACUACAACUCCUUUGUUUUCAUCCCAUUCUCUUUUUCACAUUCCUUUUAUGUGACUUCACCUGCUGUCUGAGUCGCCGCCAGGGGAAGUCAUCAGGACGAAAGCUAAUCCCACCAAGUUGAUUAGACUGCAGUAUUGAACAGCAGCUGCAAAACCUGCAAGCCAAAAUGGGAGACCCGCAAAGUGGAGAUGGUCCACCCAGUCCGUCCGAGUGCAAGCAGUGGUUCAACGUGAAAAUGCUUAACAAUGUGCGGCCUGUCAACACAGGACAUCAAGAGCUCAUGUCCUUCCUCGGUUGCUUGCAGGAUUACCUGAGGUCUGAAGAAGAUGGAAGAGAAGAGGCGACGCUACAGCUAUUGCUAAAUCUCUCAUCCAAGAGUGGUAUCUGCUUCCCUUGUACCCCCUCUUUGUCCUCGCCUUCUUGUCCCCAACUUGCUGCCUCUUCCAUGCACUUGGUGGAUGUAGUCAGAGAUGACUCUUCAUUAGAGAUCCAAGAGGCAUGGGAUAAUGUCCGUCUUCAUCUCCGCUGCCACUUACUGGAGCGACUUAGCCCAGCAGGUCAUGGAGUUCCAUCCUUGCCCAUCACUGAACGGGUCCAAUGCCUGCAACAUUUAUGUUUCCUGUACCCUGAAUGUGAAGUGCUUGCUCAUUACCAGGGCCAAAGAAGCCAGGCAACGCUGGCUCUUCUUCACUCAGCCAUGUGCUCCAGUCCACCUGGUGUAACAGGCUUUGACAGAGUAACCAUGGCUUUCCACUCUGUGACCCCAGCCCUCACUCAGGCCCUCACAGAGGACCUCCAUGUCCUUCCAAAAGUAGCAGAGCCACACGCUAUCCUGGUCUUCCUAAAUGCAGCCUACCUCCGCCCUGUGGCUGCUGAAUUGUCUUUCCUGAUGGAGAGAGAUUGUAAGACGGCCCUGAGGGACAACACCAUGCUCAGUAGCAAGAUCAAGAAAUACUCAUCGAAGUCUCGAGCAACAGUUGCACCAAUGGAGCUUCCUGUAAAAAGCAGAAGCUUCAAUUUGACCUCCCACCAGUUGAGGGCAUUAACCCAGCUGGCACGCACACUGCUAGCGUUUGAGAGCAGCGUCAAAGAGCUGGUCACCAACAUGAUCUUCAUUAAUUGUACGGGGGAGAUGCCCUGUGUGAAAGGCAUCCUGAAGAAGGCUAAGGACGACAUGACAGCAGAUAGCAAGAAAUCCACAGUACAAACUCAGUCACUCAAGUUUGACUGGAGGUCAGCUUUUAGCAGUUUGGCCCCUCACAUGGCUCACUGUGUCAAAGUGGUUCUGGAUGAUGUUUGUACCAAGAGUCUUCAGCAGGAGGAAAACAUCCAUUCCUCAGGGCACGACUCAUUCUUGCUGGAAAAUAUAAGUGGACACAUGAGCAUCAACAGCAGUGACAUAAAUGUCAGAGAAGACAACUUCCACGGCUAUUCAGAGAGAGAUACUCCUAAGAUGGUGGCCAAGUUUUGUGGCACAGUGGUUGACGAAAUGGAUGCCUUCCUACCCUUGGCAGCCGCCUGCAGGGACAGUUCUCUGCUGGAAGUUCGAUCUAGCUUUGUGGAGGCUUGUAGCCGGGCAGCACUUGCCAUGCUUGGCCGUUUAGAUGAGAGAGCCCUGGAAGUACCAUCCUCUCUACCACUGAAGAACCUUCCUGCUCUGUUGGCCACUUGCAUUUAUGUGCUCCAACGACUGGAGCGCUACCACGCACGACUAAAUGACUCAACUGCUACUUUAGCCAAAGUGCACCUGAGCUUGCUGCCUGUCCAGAAGUACCAGGAAACUGUUGAGGCCUUGAAAGUGCAACUGAACAGCUACUGUGUCCAGGUCUGUUUAACAUGUGUCCUUCAAGAUGCAGAGAGUCACCACUGGAAUGACCCCAAACCCUUCUAUGAGGGCGAGCACUGUUCCUUCUCUGUGCAGAUGUGGUUUUAUUUCCUGUGUGGUCUCCGUAGUGAUCUGUGGGCUGUUCUACCACCACAGUUGGCCAAAGAGCUGCUGGGCCUGGUGCUGGCAGAGACCUUACAGGUGCUGGUGCAAAGAUAUGCCAGGGCCCAGCCUUCAUACAAAAGACACCUCCAGAUCAGAUGUGACAUCACGACAGUGUUGCUUUUUGUGGAGCAGCUGAUGUGGAGUGUGUGUGAAAAUCCUGAGGCCUUGCUCUGCCACAGCCCUUCUUCAACAAUCACCAUAAUAGCGGGUGGGUCUGACUGGCCCUACCAGAUCCACAGCUUAUGUGACCAGUUGCUGACAGUCCUCAUCAUUGGCACUGCACCACUAUCCUUGUUAUAUGGGACAUUUAUGAAUGAACGUGCAAAGGAGCCCAUGUUACUCCAGUCGGAUAGGCCUGUGGUUCACUGGUUGAAUGCUUUAGAACCUGAACUCUUCACAGAACCAGUUAUACAAGAUGGCCUUGUGGGCCAGGAAGCAUCUGCGUGUCAGCUCAGGCUGCUGACCUCUGAUCCAGGAAGCAAUCCUAGGUUGCUACUGCAAAUGCUGCUUUACAGAGACUGUCACCUGCCCCGUGUUCUCCUGGAAAACUCUUAUUUUUGUCAGGAGAGCCAACUUGAAAUAUCUCCAGAGUAUUGCAAGGCAGGUGAUACCUUCAUAGAUGCACUUUUCAACAUUUAUACCUGCUUGAAUGAUGUUCCCAAGGCCUUGACUCAGGCCCUUCAGCCAUACCUGGAGAGUGCACAUGUAUGGGAGCAUCUGUACACACUGGCAGAAACAUCACAGAAAGAACCUGUCUUGAUCGGCUGUAUCCGGGUGAUAGUUACCAAGUCCACUAAUAGCCUCCUGACUCACCUGGUUUUCAUGGCGAUGGAGUGGCAGGCCGCAGAGGAGCCCGGUGGAGUCUUUGGGGUGAGAGAUGUUCCAGAAAGUGUCCUGGCUCAAGUUCCCAAAGGUUGGAAGUAUACUCCAGUGGAAAUGCGAGGGAAAGAGGCCGCUUCUUCAAAGACUGUCAUAUCUCUCGCCAUUCAAGCUAUGUCCUUCAUUUUCACCAACCUGCCACUGGUGGUAGCGUCCUUGCCCCUCCCCAUCCGCUAUCUCUUCCAAGUGGCUGAGAAACACCUUUCCCAGCAUGCCCGGCAGCUUCGCUCUAUAGGCCUGUUGCUCUGGUCCCUGUUUAACUGCCUGAUCCAUGGACUGGGCGAUGUGCACUCACUUCAAGAGAUCAGUGGCCUGGUCUUGAACUGUCAGGCCAAGGACCACCUGACCCUGCUGGCUGAGUGUCUGCAGGCUUCAAUGGGGAUUCAGCAGAAGGGUGUUCCCAAACCUGCAGUACACAAGGUACUGCAGGCUCUGGAGGAAAAAAGACCAAAGUGGACGAAUAUGCAGCUGCACAAGGCCCGCAAACUCUGCAUAGACAGCGUCCAUGAGCGGGGAAAGGAGAGUGUGGUGGCUGCAGACGAACUGACCGAGCAGAAAAUGGGCCUGAUGCUGCUGGAGGUUUGCCACAAAGCAGGGGGCAGCAACUACCUGAGGCACAUCCAUCACAUCAUCCAAGGCAAUGAGGACUUGCUGAUGUCUAAAUUGUUGAGUGUUAACGCAGACUUGCCGCGUGAUCCUCCUCACUCGGUGAACUUUGACCUUGAUCAUUGUGAGCGCACCACCAAAUUCAACCCACUCGAACAAUUUGAUCGAAUUGGCACAAAGAAGCUGAAUCAGGGUGCUUUGGUUGAAUGGCCGUGGGACUGGCCAAGGUUGCUGCCAGCAUAUCAAGACAUGUGUCAAGUCACCUUUAAAACUCUGUUGGCCAACAGGUGGGAGAUGCAGGAUGGUGCAGAGCUUGAAGAAGAUGAAAAAACGAUGGUAGAAGAACUCCAAAGAGUCUAUUUUGUUUGCCACUGCAAUGCAGGACUGCAGGAGUCUCGUGAAGCAGAUGAGAAGAUGGCUGAGCGGACCCAGGGGGGAUCCGAUAAAACUGCUGCCCAAUAACAGUCCAAGCAGUUGGAAUUUUUAUCAUGUUGUAAAUGUUUAGUCGUAAUACACACUUGCGGCUCUCAAAGUAUUUGAGUGCGUAGUGUGUGUAGUGGAUGCUGCAGGUUUGUACUGUAUGUAUCUGCAUUGUGUGACAACGUCUCUCUUCUCCUGCAGCACGAAUGUUUCAUCUUUUUGGAGAACAUCUCCUGAAAUCUGUUCUGGGAAAUGGAGGAGCCACAUUUGUUUGUGCAGGACAAGAUGGGACUGUGUGAUCAUUGGAGGUUUUUUUUAUAUUUUUUUUCAGGCAGUGUAAAGAUGUUGGUGUCAGCAUCCUUUUUUUUUUCUUGCUGUCUGGAAAAAACAACAUCAAAUUACAGUUGGGAAGAGAGAUGAUGUUUGUUUUGAUUGCAUUGCAAUCUGCUCCAAAAUCUACCCCACUCUGUAAUGUCUGUCAGUAUUUUGUGCAACCCGGAAUAGAAGGUAUAUUCUAUGUAAUAGCAGAGUAUUUUUUAAAUGUGUGUCCAUGUUUUGUUAUAGAUGCUGCAAAAAAAUUCUAGAUAGAACAAAUAAUGGGAAUCGUUGUAUUGUCAUUUUAUCGAAUAGCCUGUUUUUCUGCGUGCUGUACGUGUUUUAGGUACAUUUAAAACCAUCAAGCCAUCAUUUAACCUUUGCUGUUCUAUACGCUCACAAUCUCAUAUGGUCCUAUUCAACAGGUACUUACUGUAUAUGUGCUUUUUUAAAAUGUAUACCUCAUUAAGCCCUUGGAUUGUGUCUCAUUCGAUUGUGUACGUGUACCCAAUGUUGCGACCUAUAAGCACAUUCUUUAUUGUGCAUUAAAAGGUAUAUGACAUUUGUGUACAUCCCAUUCAAUUCCGUGAAAAAAACAAAAAAACAUCCAAUUCUACUUAAGAGGAGCAUCUGUCCUGUUCCAGAGAUGGAUGCUUGGCUUUUAAUGCAAAUGGAGUCAGAUGACAAUUACCAAACCACUUAAGAAGAAACAAAAGACAAUAAAAUGUUGAGAAAGUCAAUUCCGUCUCCGUUGCACAACAGAGGCUAAACAGCAGCAAGAGUGCCAUUAAUCUUCGUAAAUGUACUGUAUUUAACAUAACAAAACCGUUUCAGUUGGGUGAUGCAAGUAUUUGACUUGCUAAAUUGCUCUUGUAGAGUAACUGCUUUCUGUCACAUGACUUAUUGGAUAUUCUUCUUUUCUUCUUCAGCCAUCCUUGAAUAAACCCAGUCUGUGUCCCAUACUGUUUCAAUUGUAGACAGGUGCUGGGUUCAGCCGACACCUGUCAGCAAACCUGACAAUAUGAAUCACAAGAAAUCAUUACAAAGGAUGGUUCCUUUACAAAGGAUAUAUUGAAUAUUCUAUUAUUCAGGAUUCAUCCGAGGAUUAAUGGGGUUAGGUAAACAUUUCAAUCACAUUCGGAAUGCAUUCACAAUGGACUUAGUGACAUAUUAGCAUAACACCCACAGAUUUUUGUAUUUGAUGGCACACAUUUCUGUAUACAGAGAAAUGCAUACUUACUGUACAUGAAUUAAAUGAAUGGCCUUUUCUUUUAAUGCAUUGAUAUGUCCACACUGUUACUGCUGUGUCCACCCUGCUACCCUUGUAUUUUUUAUAAUAAUUACAUAAAAUGUAAUAUUUUCAUGGCUGCACAGUCAGGAGAUUGGGUUGGACUCUCCGCUUGGGCAUCUCUGUGUGGAGUUUGCGUGUUCUCCCCGUGCGUGCGUUGU
Dunckerocampus dactyliophorus (ringed pipefish) is the source of this 9600-nucleotide messenger RNA. RefSeq names its product KIAA0825 ortholog. Lineage: Eukaryota; Metazoa; Chordata; Actinopteri; Syngnathiformes; Syngnathidae. The coding region runs from base 4108 to 7878 and encodes 1256 amino acids. The record is from RefSeq and is a predicted model, not a curated record. The transcript has 22 exons.